UAGAAACUUAUCCAUAUGUAUUAUUGCAUGUUGCUGAAAAAAAUUAUAGAGAAUACAUGGCACACAUGCAAUGGGAAAAUGAAACAUCCAUCACCAAGUUCAUCCUUCUGGGAUUUGGGAACCUGAACGAAGUUCAAAUUCUGCUUUUUGUGCUGUUUCUGGUGAUCUACAUUCUGACCAUGGCUGGGAACCUCCUCAUGGUUGCGCUAGUUGUGUAUGACCAGCACCUUCACACCCCCAUGUACUUCUUCCUGGGGAACUUGUCUUUCCUGGAGACCUGCUACACCUCAGUCAUUUCCCCCAGGUUGCUGGCUGGGUUCCUGGUAGAGGAUAGGACAAUCUCCUUCAGGGACUGUAUCACACAGUUAUUUUUCUUCGGUGCUUUGGCUUCCAUAGAGUGCUUCCUUCUUGCAGUCAUGGCUUAUGACCGUUAUUUAGCCAUAUGCAAUCCACUCAGCUAUAAGGUUAUGAUGAACUUCAGGUUCUGCCUUCAGUUGGUAUUUGCCUCCUGGAUAACUGGUUUCUCAGGCUCGGCUUUAGUAGUGGGGAUGGUGCCCCAGCUAAACUUCUGUGGCCCCAAUGAAAUUAAUAAUUUCUUCUGUGACAUGGCAGAGCUGCUCAAAUUAUCCUGUGCAAGAAGCCCCCUGGUGGAAAUGGUCAUUCUGGUCUCCUGCUCCCUGACAGCCCUGAUCCCUUUCCUCUUCAUAAUUGUGUCUUACAUUCUUAUCCUCUCGGCCAUCUGGCAAAUCGCCUCCUCCGCUGGGAGGCAGAAGGCCUUUUCCACCUGCACCUCUCACCUGCUGGUGGUGAGUCUGUAUUACGGGACCCUCAUUAUCAUGUACAUGGCACCAUCGGCAGAACAGUCUCCAGGCUUCCAUAAAACUCUGUCACUUAUGUACACAGCCAUCACCCCGAUGUUCAACCCCAUCAUCUACAGUCUGAGGAACCAAGAGGUGAAGGGGGCCUUCGGGAAAGUCGUGAUGCAGAAUUUAGGCAUGAUUUAG
Messenger RNA from Malaclemys terrapin pileata, 1004 nucleotides. Its product is annotated as olfactory receptor 1020-like. Gene Ontology annotation, molecular function: G protein-coupled receptor activity; olfactory receptor activity. The transcript is spliced from 2 exons. The record is from RefSeq and is a predicted model, not a curated record. Gene Ontology annotation, cellular component: membrane. NCBI's taxonomy places the organism in Eukaryota, Metazoa, Chordata, Testudines, Emydidae. Gene Ontology annotation, biological process: G protein-coupled receptor signaling pathway. The coding region runs from base 57 to 1004 and encodes 315 amino acids.